AUGGUCGAUUCCGGCCAGUCGCAGCGCCGCCAACCUCCCAGCCCACUCGUAUUCUCCCCAGAAGCUGCCAUAUCCCCAAUACCUCCCCCGCUCCAAUACAAUAGCAGCAGCAGCACUCAUCAUGGCUCUGGAUCUAACACCGUGUCGAUGCCUUUUGUCAGGCGACAUGUGACGAGGCGCCUCAAAGCAGCCAAGGCAGAAUGCGACAAGGAACUCCAGCGUAUCACCAAUAACAUCACAGCUUUCUUUGAGGACCGACUCAGAGCGGGCGACCAUGAAACGGAGCGCGAGUGUAGGGAUCGAGGACGAGACAGAGACUCACAGAUCGGUGAUUACGACCAUCUGAGCGAGCCUUUCGUGCUUCAACCGGCGGACCUUAGGUCUGCUCUGCAGGCUGAGGAAUCCAGCUCCGAUGGUGGUUAUGAGGCGGAGGUUGAGUAUGGUCAACAUGGCAGGCAACGCGCGAAUACCGAUGAAGAUGGCAACCCGCCAGCGUUAGCCCACUGGUCUUCGUCUCCUGGUCUGCAGGCUUCAUCUUCCACGUCUAUCAGUCCCGCUUCACUGCCUCCUUCUUCCGGCAACCGACGUUCAUCUCGCAUUCUAGUUGAUGAUCCCGUUGAUCCCAUCAUGACUACUUUGUACGCAGUCAUAAGUGUGGCUACGGAUAUCAUCGACAUGUCUGUGGCUCAACUUACCGCUCAGCCUAAGGUAUGCGAGGCGCUUGUUCAAAGGGUCCAAAGUAUUGGCAAAGUCUGGGACGAGCAUCCAGACUGGCACGGCCGGAACUGGUACGUUCAGGUGUUGCUUGCUGUUGCUAGCCUUAGUCGUGUGGUCGAAUGGUGGGAGGCCGAGAAACAAUUCUGGAAUUUCGACGACAAUGACGACGAGCAAGACGAGCCUUUGAUGUUCGUCACUAAACCUGCCGAUGAACCUCCCCCUUCAGUGACCUCUUCAAUACGUCACGCGGAGCCUACUGAAAGGACGUUCCUCGACGUGGAUGAUGAGAAUCGCUCACGCUCGUCUAGACCAGGAAGUCACGGCCGAAAGUCUAGAGACGAACAUACCAAGGAUCUAUAUGUUCCGAAUCCCACUCACGAAGCCGAACCCAACGCUCAUUCUCCCCAGAAGCCCGUUGAUAACGCUGAAUCGGCUCGGGUGUUAGCAACAGAACGCCUGCGUUUACAAGCGGAGACAGCCCAGAACCAGAAUAUCGUCCUAGAACUUAGUCUCGACGGCGAUCACUUCAUAUGGGUGAAUUAUGCCUGGCGAGGGGUUGUCGGGACGGACCCGGAGGAUCUUGCCGGUACGCGAAUAUCCCAUCUCCUUGCUCCUGGAGACGAGACGGUGUUCCGCGAAGCCACGCAGCGUCUACAGGACGAUGACUCUCGCACCGUCGAAGUUCGCUUCAACCUAAGGAUAGAGCCAAGCGACAACAGGGAUUCCUCGUCCGCCCUAUAUCAGCUGAUGGAAGCCAAAGGCAUGCUAAUGAUCGACCGCGAGGAUGGAUUGCCUUCUCACACUAUGUGGGUCGUCAAACCCAUCGCACCUCCUAGGUACGAACUUGAAUCACAAGCGGAGGAUGUCACACAGAAACCUUCCGAAACACCCAACACUGCGGAACCUACAGAUCAGGGGGAAGAUGAGCUGAGCAGUCUUCCAUUCAGCCAACCCAUCAGCGCGGAGCCUAUCCUUUGUCGGAUAUGCGAAAGCCAAAUUCCGCAAUGGUACUUCGAAAAGCACAGCGAAACCUGUGUCGAAAUUCAUCGACUUGAGGCUGAGAUAGCCGAGUGCAACGAAUCCAUUGGCGAGCUACGCAACACAAUUCGCGACCUGGCUACAGCAUUGGAGAAGGCGACAAUAGCGAACCCGCCAGAUUAUCGUGGGAUGACCAUUUUUACCCCGUCUUCCUCUCCCAUCGUGUCUUCCCCGCUCCAUUUGUUCCGUUCUGCCAGGAUGCGAGGGGUCAGUGUGAAGAAGAUGCAGAGACGGCUUCUGGAACAACUCGAGGACAUUUUGCAGACUGCAUCAGAAAUAUCAGUACCAUCCCUUAAGGAAGAAGAAGCCAAGGAGCCCAUCGAACGCCAGCGACUGCUGUCGCCCAGCUCCGAACGUAAAAUCACUACAGUUCGGACGUGGAGUAAGCCCAACACCGAGGACGCUGCUUUGGGGCAGCUUGUCCAGGAUGCAGAGCGGGUCAUGCGCCAGAAGAUUGACAAUAUUGUUCGAAUGCAGAACACUAUUCGGUAUUCUGAGAAGAUCUGGCAUGAAUGGGAACAAAGGGUUGAACGAGCGCUAGCACUUGCUGACUGUGAUUCAGACUCUGAUGAAUCUGUUGAAGACGGUGAAACUGGAGGUAACGUUCCGGAUGACGAUCAUUCAAGUACGACCUCUGAGUAUGCGUACACUGGUGACCUUCCAUCAACUACUCAGCCGACACCCCUCGCGUCGUCAUCUCCCGCCCCUCAAUGGACUCCCCCAGAAACGCGUCCUCCUUCUGCUCCCAUUCCCGCUCACCCUGUUGCAUACAACACUCGGCAGUCCCUUCAUACACGCUCGUCUACCCCUUCUUCAGUUUCCUCCCCUCUCGCCCUGGCAGCGCCCAUCGUCGCUCCGUCCUCGCCAGAGGAACAUCCCCCACCCAUGAGCCUUGAUGACCCUCCCACUGUGCCUACCAUGAAGCACCGUAGAUCCGGACAAAGUCUUCUCGAACCAAGAGUAGUCAUUACCCCGCCGGCUUCUCCCCGGGUAGUUCCAAAAGACGGUCUCACUCGCGAACCUUCGACCAAACGUGCCCAUCGACGUCAUUCGACAGCUGCCAGUCAGAUCAUCAGUCCUCCUGGUCCCCUCUCUCCCCGACAACCCUCGGUUGCCCCCUUGUCGCGCACCAACCCUACAUCUAUCAAGGAUUUCGAUAUAAUCAAACCCAUUAGCAAGGGCGCCUUUGGCUCGGUAUUUUUGGCGAAGAAGAAAGCCACGGGCGAUUACUACGCUAUCAAGGUGUUAAAGAAGGCUGACAUGAUUGCGAAGAAUCAAAUCACGAAUGUCAAGGCUGAACGCAUGAUCCUCAUGAAACAGGCCGAGUCCCCAUUCGUGGCGAAGCUUUACUUCACCUUCCAGAGCAAAGAUAAUCUGUAUCUUGUGAUGGAGUACCUGAAUGGUGGUGAUUGCGCCGCCUUGAUCAAGUCCCUAGGCUCGCUUCCUGAGGAAUGGACAAAGAACUAUAUCGCGGAGGUCGUCCUUGGAUUAGAAUAUCUACAUCAGCGCGGUAUAGUACAUCGAGACUUGAAACCUGACAACCUCCUUAUUGACCAACAUGGCCAUCUGAAGCUCACCGACUUUGGGCUGAGCAGGAUUGGCCUUCUCGGCCGCCAGACGCAUGAAAGCCAGAAUUCCCGUCCUUUGACCAGGUACAACUCAAGAUCUCGGCCUCCAUCUCUCGACUCUGCAUAUUUAUCGUCGCCUCUAAUCCACCCUGAUGCAAGCUCUGGAGGUUCGUACUUCACGCACCGGCCACAGUCAAUCAGCCGUCAUGGAAAUUCGCCUUAUCUACCUCUUACAGAUGAUGUCAGCGAAUUCGGUGCCUCAGAUACGUUUGGUGGUCUUCUGCGAAGGGGCGGCAAGACCUCGGAGAGUCCUCUCCAGUCUUUCGCAACAGAACUUACUACCGAUCUUCGCUCACACUCCCAUUCUAACUCGAACUCGAACUCGUUUUCCGGAACUCCUCCUGGCGAGCAAAAGUUCGUCGGGACGCCUGAUUAUCUCGCCCCCGAAACUAUUCUUGGUCUUCGCGGUGACGACGCGGCAGUAGAUUGGUGGGCCUUGGGCGUUAUCACAUACGAGUUUCUCUAUGGACUGCCUCCAUUUCACGCAGAAACUCCGGAGAAGGUGUUCGAGAACAUCCUUUCGGGUCAUAUCGAGUGGCACGAAGACUGGGUGGACUUCUCCGAUGAAGCCCGCGAUUUCAUGCAGCGGCUAAUGACGCUCGAUCCGACUCAACGGCUGGGCGCGAAAGGCGCGGAGGAGGUCAAGGCCCAUCCAUUUUUAGCAGACAUCGACUGGGACAAAGUUACUACAACUGAAGCUGCCUUCAUCCCUCAAGUUACUGACCCAGAGUCUACUGACUACUUUGAUCCCCGUGGCGCUAUUCCACAACUCUUCCAUGAUGACGAUCAAGUAGCACUUACGAACCGACCUGGCGAUAGCCCUGUCGCAGAUACCAGCCUGCCUCCUUUGGCCAUCCCUAUACCCAGCCGUGAUUCCAAUAUCUCCCCUAGCGGCGAUGACUUCGGCUCUUUCAGUUUCAAGAACGUACCGAUUCUCAAACAGGCUAACGAUGAUGUUAUUCGUAAAUUGAAGACCGACCAGAUGGCACCCCUAACGCAUACAUUGUCCGAGCCUGGCAUACACUCGCGGAAACGCAGUGUAUCGCAGCGCUUUAAGAAGCCUCCUAGCGUUAUCACUGCGACUGACAACAAGGUUAUGAACACGGGUCCACCAUCUCCGGCCACAUCUACAUCAUCCAUAGCAUCCUCACCCUCUAGAGCAAGUCUUCCUCCUUCUGCACCGGGAGCUUUCGGCGGACAUAUCAGGAAACACUCAGAAUACGGUGCCGUCGAAAGGUUCAAGCAGAGCCACCUUGAGGGUGUGGAUCGUCGGAAUUCCAUGCCGAGUCGGCUACGGACAGCAUCUAUCUCUAGCAGUGGCGACAUUUCGGGUUCUGAAAACCUUUCCUCGGUUGGCAACGGGUCCGCUUACCACGACUACCACACUCCAUCAUCUUCUGUUCAUUCAAUCGAUCUGAAGAAGGGGCCUGAUCCCAAUGAUCGAGCUGUAACCUGCUUACUCGCUGAGGACAAUCCCAUUACAGCUAAGAUCAUCGAAACUUUGCUCAUUCGAUUGGGUUGUCGUUGUGUGGUCGUCGCUGAUGGGUCCGAAGCUAUCAGUGUUGCGAUGGGUGAUAUCAAAUUUGAUGUUAUCCUCAUGGACCUACAAAUGCCAGUUCUUGAUGGUGAAGGUGCCGCUCGGUACAUCAAAAGCACCAAUGGUAGAAACGCAAAUACACCAAUCAUUGCCGUCAGCGCUUAUAGUGGUAUCGACAUGAACGAAGCCAACAACGUAUUCGUCGCCUCUCUUGCGAAGCCGUUGCAAAAGGCUGACCUUCUCAGCCCCUCACGACCUACUACUGCUUCCAGAGCCAAUCCAGGACCACCUCCGAACCAAUACCGCCCGUCGACAGCCCCGGGGCCGCAUUACUCUUAUAACCAUGCCCAACCGCCACCACCGCCACCACCUCCGCAGAUACCUCAACAUCCCAACGCGCUGAGACCAGGGUUCGCUCCUUCUACGACACAUCGAGCUGAUAUCUUCUUCUCUCAACCCCCUGCGCCCCAGGCGAACAUGAGGCCCAAUUACAUGGAUCCCCGCUUCUCACAACCAUCCUACGGACAUAGAGAGCUACGACAGCACCCUUCCAUGCAACAAAUCCCGACAGGAUCCAGAGAGUUGUACGGGUUCCCUUUGCACCGUACAACUACCGCUCCAGCUCCAGCCCCGCCUCCAGUCCCCCCAAAACCCACGCAUCAUUACAGUCUUCCCCCCAAUCCCAAAGCUGAAGAUAGAGAUCAUAGCUUACAUUCGAUCCCGUAUGCCUCUACUAGCGGGCAUCACUCGGCACCGCCCACCACAGAUCCAAAUGAAACUCGUCCUAAUGGUAGCGACGACCUAGCCUUGGCCUUGGCCCUUUCUCAGUCAGAAAUUACACGACAAACGGAACUCGCGCUGAAGUUGUCUUCUCAAGAAGACGAAGAUUUAGCGCGAGCUUUGUCCGAGUCUAUCAAUCUAUCUAAUCGCAAUAUCAGGUGGUCCUCGGAAUCUCUAGAUAGCGCAGGUCCGUCCAGAGACAAGAUGACUAGGGCUCAUAGUUAUACCCCUGGACAAGCCAUACAACCACACUUCCCUCCUUUCGUUCCCUCCACUAUCCCGGAGCUAUCAUCGCCCAUUCACCGUAACUCUACGCCGCCCUUUUUCCAUCACGAAGAGGAUCAGGCGCGAACGCGUUCCUCUCCGUCGAAGUUGGAGAAAGAGCAAAUGGCUAGCCGAAGGUUGGAUACUCGAGUUGAUACGUCCAAGGAUGAAGAGUUAGCUCGGAUGUUGGCCAAUGAGGAUGGUCCGCCAUCACCAGUCAAUCCUCCCACCUCUGCGGGCCCCAGCAAAUCACCUGCCAUACCGCCGUUGUCUGAGGACGAGGCGUUAGCAAGACGGCUAGCGGCCGAAGAGGAACUUCAUGCAAGCUCAAGCGCACCGCCGUACGCUGAGCAGCACCAGGGUUCUUCUAAAUCGUAUCCGACCUCUCCCUUCCGUGUAGACUCUCCUCCUGAAGCCUUUACCCAAAAACAGCUUUCAGAGGACGCGACGCAGCAAUUGAAUAGGCCGGACACUCUAGGUCCACCCAUAGGUUCGGCAUCCCCUUCUUCCUCCCAUCCCCACUACUCCGGACCAUCAUCCCCUCAGUUGAUGCCAACUAUUUCUACGUCGCAACCAAUAUUACCCGCCUACGACGAUGUCAUCGCCAGCGGCGCCAGCGAUGGAGCAUCUUUAUCACGGAACUCAAGCAAUACGUCGUUCGAAUCAGCUUCGCCCUAUGAGAAAGCGCUCACUCAGAAGCAACGGAAUGAAUCGAGUUUGUCUGUGCCGUCAAGGCCGACAUUGCCACGAGCACAAACGUCAAGCUCGUCCCAUUCUGAAGCGCCGCUUUCUCCGUCUCAUACUCCUUCAAGCCCAUCAAGCGAAGUGUCCCCUCGUCUCUCGUAUGCACCUUCAAGCCCGCAAGUAGACACCUCCCCAACCAUUCGUCAGCUGAAGCCAGGGUCGGCGACAGAGGCGAGGCCGGCAUCGAUGAUGAUGCCUGUCAACGCCAACAACUUCGUGGAUUCCGACCUCCUUCGAGGUGUAUCCAUCGGAUUUGUGUCCCCAAGUGUGAUGCAGCGUCCUGUGCCAAUGCAAGGUACCUUCCCUAAUAUCAUUAACCUCCCCUAUGGAAAGUGUCCUCCUCUGCACCUCCAAGCACCCACUUGGCGUAGUCUGCUGAAAUUGAUGGCGAGAUUGAGUGGCACCAAAGUGGAACCCACUAUCGAAGGCAUAGCGGUGGCCAAGCACGCACUUCACCUCCGCACGGUCGUUCAGUUUGUCAAGCCUCACCAUUCCGCUCCCGAUUGGCGUGUUGUCCUUUGGUUAAAGAUCGACCAUCCAGUACCGCCCAACCUACCCAAUGCUCACAGGUACACGAACAAUGAUACCAGCCAGCUGCCAUACACCUUCACUCUAGGCUCCGUGCCUACACUUCUCCAUGACUCGGACUCAGCUGUGUCCAAGUACUACGUAAUACCCUCAACAGAGAACUUACCGUUCCCCUCCCUUCCAGUGACUUUCCCUAACCUGGCUAUGUACUUGCAAGCAGCUCUGGAGGAAUCUCGGAGGUAUAUCAAUGAUAGCUCCAGCGGAAUGCGCAAGCUUGCGAAGAUGGUCGACCAGGCGUUCCCGAACUCGCAUGUCGACACGGAUUUGAAUGACAACGAUGAGCGGAGUGGGGUUGGGGGAUUGUUCAAGAGGGUCAUCGGCAGAGGGAACAAGCCCCGACGUGGCGGAGGGAACGAGGAUACGUAUGAACUUGUUACGCCCUUCGUUCCCGACUCGGAGGAGUGGGGGUAG
Messenger RNA from Pleurotus ostreatus (oyster mushroom), 7707 nucleotides. RefSeq lists its product as uncharacterized. Bases 1 to 7707 code for a protein of 2568 amino acids. Gene Ontology annotation, cellular component: nucleus; cytoplasm. Lineage: Eukaryota; Fungi; Basidiomycota; Agaricomycetes; Agaricales; Pleurotaceae. Gene Ontology annotation, molecular function: protein serine/threonine kinase activity; ATP binding. The record is from RefSeq and is a predicted model, not a curated record. The transcript is spliced from 10 exons. Gene Ontology annotation, biological process: phosphorelay signal transduction system; peptidyl-serine phosphorylation.